Molecule: messenger RNA, 2149 nt
Organism: Erpetoichthys calabaricus (reedfish)
Lineage: Eukaryota; Metazoa; Chordata; Cladistia; Polypteriformes; Polypteridae
Gene: gpr75
Product: G protein-coupled receptor 75
Exons: 2
Coding region: 244-1845 (533 amino acids)
Biological process (GO): G protein-coupled receptor signaling pathway
Cellular component (GO): membrane
Molecular function (GO): C-C chemokine receptor activity
Source: RefSeq, a predicted model, not a curated record
CUUAUGGAUGAGGUUCACGUCGGCGAUGACUUCAGCAGCUGCCGUUUCUCUGCAUUUUCCGCGGAAGACAAGAACCAGCAGAUGCAGCGUAAGAGGAGAGCUAUUUGAUGUAGCCCAGCCUCCGACCAUGGAGAUACAAAGUGCUAAACAUCAUUGCAAAAAAUCAAAAAACAAAGAAUAUUGGUAACCUUGUGAACUACAAAUGGGAAAUAUAUCUGUUUUGUGAGCUGUUUGUGGGACAUUAUGAAUCUUACCAAUAAGACUCCUGACCUGGCGGAUGAGAAUCUACCUGAGCCCUUUAAUGGUACACUGGGCUUGCUUUCUCCAAAUGGAACUUUCAUUCACACUUCAACUUUAGUUAUGUGCACCUUUUUACUGGUGAUCAUAUUUUGCUUGGGAUCUUAUGGGAAUUUAAUUGUCUUUCUUUCAUUUUUUGACCCAGCCUUUAGAAAACUACGGACUAACUUUGACUUUAUGAUCUUGAACUUGUCUUUCUGCGACCUCUUCAUCUGCUGUGUUACAGCCCCAAUGUUUGCAUUUGUACUGUUUUUUGACACAGGCAGCAGUGUCUCAAAAGAGUUUUGUUUUACCUUCCACUUGACAAGUUCUGGAUUUAUAAUAAUGUCACUUAAAACCGUUGCUGUUAUUGCACUUCAUCGGCUCCGCAUGGUGCUUGGCCAGCAACCGAAUCGGACAGCAUCUUUUCCAUGUACUUUAAUGCUCACCAUUCUUCUUUGGACUACAAGUUUCACACUGGCUACCUUGGUGACUAUGAGGACUUACCCUUGGAAGUCUAAGGCAUGUUUGCCACACUUUGGACUGAUUAGUGGAGAUGGUAAAAUUAUACUUUAUCUGUACCUCAUUGACUUUGCAUUUUGUGUAGGAAUUGUCUCUGUAUCAUAUGUCAUGAUCGCACAAGCAUUAAGGAAGAAUGCCCAGGUUCGGAAAUGUCCAAUUAUUACAGUGCAUGCCUCCAGCCCUCAACCUCUCAUUGCUACUGGCUUUGAUGGUGUACAAUGCACAGUCCCGGCACUGUAUAGAAACCAGAAUUACAACAAGCUGCAGCAUGUGCAGACACACCCGUAUACCAAAAAAAUGAGCCAGAUGCCAGUUGUGGGGGGAAAGUUUCAGCUUGUGUCUUCUGUUAACCUUGCAACAGCUAAGGACUCCAAAGCUGUAGUCACAUGUGUUGUCAUUGUGUUAUCAGUGUUGCUAUGCUGCCUGCCAAUGGCUAUCUCCCUAAUUCAGGAUGUUUUGUCUCCAGAGAGCAGCUUCAUUCUGUACCAGUUUGAGCUCUGUGGAUUUACGCUGAUUUUCCUCAAAUCAGGCAUAAACCCUUUUAUUUACUCACGUAACAGUGCUGGACUUAGAAGAAGAGUUCUUUGGUGCAUUCAGUAUGUUGCACUUGGUUUUCUCUGCUGCAAACAGAAGACCAGACUUAGGGCUAUUGGUAAGGGCAGCUUAGAGGUAAACAGAAACAAAUCCUCUCACCACGAAACAAACUCGGCCUAUAUGCUCUCUCCCAAGCCACAGAGAAAGCUAGUUGACCAAGCUUGUGGUCCGAGCCUUUCCAAGGAGAGCGUGCUCAGCCCCAAAGCAACAGGUGGACACCAGCCCCUAGCUCAGAGCAGCUCCACACCUAUAAACACCCGCAUUGAACCAUAUUACAGUAUUUAUAACAGCAGCCCCUCACAAGGAGUGAGCUCCCCAAACAGCCUACAGCCUGUCAAUUCUACUUUUGGGUUUGCCAAAUCAUAUGUUGCCAUGCACUACCAUACAAAGAAGGACUUGAUUCAAGACUUUGAAAGCCCUUCAUCCAAGCAAAUCCCAGUUCCCUCUGUUUAAUGGGGUAGCCAUGUGGAGGCAAGACUUGCUGUUUCUGUUAGUACUUGUAUAGUUUUAUUUACCAGAAUGAAUGUAUUAAUGUACAGCAUAAUGACAGGUUUUAUUGAAAACAAACAAUAAGCAAAAAAAUAUAUGAGGGAUGACUGCCAGAAGUAUAUUUUUACAUUAAUAUUGCAUAUUUCAUUAUAACCUCUGUAUAUUUUAAUGGCAUCAGAUUUUGCUGUCAUUUUCUUCACUAAGACUGUAUAUGUGGAUUUGCCAUAUUUCUUUUUUACCAAUUAAAUGUAUUACAAAUGCAUUACCU